Molecule: messenger RNA, 4032 nt
Organism: Tilletiaria anomala UBC 951
Lineage: Eukaryota; Fungi; Basidiomycota; Exobasidiomycetes; Georgefischeriales; Tilletiariaceae
Exons: 3
Coding region: 438-3923 (1161 amino acids)
Biological process (GO): proton export across plasma membrane; regulation of membrane potential; intracellular potassium ion homeostasis
Cellular component (GO): plasma membrane
Molecular function (GO): sodium:proton antiporter activity
Source: RefSeq, a predicted model, not a curated record
UUGACAGACGAGCCAGACAGCGGCAGCGAGCACUCGACGCGGCAAGGCAGCCCGCACGAUAGCAUGGCAGUAGUCGGAGCAAUUUAGCCAGAAGUCGGUCAGGCCUCCGACAGCACCAAGAAGGAGCCCAGCAUUUGGUUUCCUCAUCCAUUGCAGCCCUUCAGACAACCCGCCGGCAUACUUAUCGGCAACGCUGCAUAGAGAGCCGCAUUUCCUUUCUUCUUAUGCUGCACGCAGGAGAUGCACUAUGCACAGUAUCACCAUCUUCAUCACCAUCGACCACCUUGCAUUCCAUAGUUCGGCAAUAGCUUGCGGCUCGUUUACCCGGCGACAGUCUGGCAAACGCUGCAACCGACCUGGCCUCACCUUCGCCGCAUCGCCUUUCCUCUCAGUUCGAGCCACGUUAGAGCGGACCGAUAAGAGGAAACGUCACGAAGAUGACAGGCUCUCUGAGUGAGCACGCAUUCAAGCCGUUCGAGGUGUCCGCCGCGCAUCUCGUCUACGUCGGCUUUGGUGCAUUCGUUGUCAUCUUUGCCUCCUUCGCACUUUUCAUUAAGGAGAAGCUUUACCUUGGAGAAGCGCCCAUCGCCGCCGUCUUUGGGAUCAUCGUCGGUCCGAUCGCGAUCAACCUCUUCCAUCCGGCACAAUGGGGCGCGCAGCCAGAGCAGGUCGCACCCGGAAAUGAAAUUACCAACGAGAUCUCGCUCGAGCUGCUGCGCGUGACGAUCGCGCUCGCAGUCUUUGCUGCGGGCGUUGAGCUGCCGAAAAAGUACUUGCUGCGCCACUGGCGCUCGCUCAGCAUCCUCCUCGGCCCCGUCAUGGUCUACGGCUGGCUCCUGACCGCCGCAUUCAUCUAUGCGCUCAUCCCGCGCCUCGACUUCCUCAACAGCCUCGUUGUUGCCGCCGCCGUGACGCCAACCGACCCAGUGCUCUCUGCAUCCGUCGUCGGCGGGCCGUGGGCCGAGAAGCACGUCCCCGCGCACAUCCGCCAUCUGCUCAUCUGCGAGUCCGGCUGCAACGAUGGUGCCGCCUUUCCCUUUCUCUACCUCGCUCUCUACCUCUCCUUUAAUCGUGACAAUGUCAGAUAUGCCGUCGGCCGAUGGGUGUAUGAGACGAUCCUGUACGAGAUCGUCAUGGGCACCAUCCUCGGCGCGCUGAUCGGCUACGCAGCACGCAAGAUGAUUCGCUUCUCGGAGCGCCACAAGCUCGUGGACCGCGAGUCGUUCGUCGCGCAGUACGUUUCGCUCGCGCUGCUCUCCAUGGGCGUCAACGUGCUCCUCGGGUCGGAUGAUUUGCUCGCCGCGUUCGCCUGCGGAGCCGCCUUUGCCUGGGACGGCUGGUUCACACGCCAAACAGAGGACUCGAACUUUUCCAGCGUCGUCGACCUGCUCUUCAACGUCGCCACAUUUAUCUAUAUCGGGGCCCAGAUGCCCUUCUCCCAGUUCACAGGCGGCGGACACAGCCAGUUGGAGCUGUGGCGCCUUUUCGUUAUUGCCAUUCUCACACUCCUGUUCAAGCGCAUCCCGAUCGUCCUCGCACUGUGGAAGUACAUCCCGGACAUCAAGACGUUCCGCGACGCGCUCUUCGUCGGGCACACGGCACCCAUCGGCACGGGCGCCAUCUUCAUCAGCACGCUCGGCCGUACGCUGAUGCCGGCAGAAGUCCCGAUCCCGCCUCAGACGUCGAAUGAUGUGCUCGCGCUCUCCAUCCUGCCCAUCACCUACUUUAUCGUCCUCUGCUCCAUCGCCGUGCACGGCCUCACCAUCCCUGUCUUCUCCUUCUCCAAGGGUGCCCACAAGGUCACGCGCACCUGGUCGCGUCACACGUCGUUCGCUGAUGGAGAGCCGAGCUGGAUGACGCGCGCCAUGCGCCGGACGCGCACUGGCGAGUCGCAGGCGACGAGCAUGCAGUACGACGAGGAUGGGGAAGGAGGUGGAAUGAGCGAGAUCAGAAGAGUCCUUGCCGCGCAGCUCGCCAACAUUGGCAAGGGCGCCAUCGGCGGCGAAGAGGAAAAGGAGCUCAGGGACCGUCUCGAGGGAGACGAAGAGGGGAGAGUGGAAGGCACCAGUCCUAAUGCCACCACGUCUGACUCAUCCAGCACAGCAUUCCGUGACAGGCGGGUUACCCCGGGGUCACAAGACAUCGAUCUGGAAAAGGGAGAGGCGACCGGCGAUUUAGGCGUAGGCAUGAUGGAGAAGCUUGAAAAAGGAAAUUUGGAUGACGCAAUCGACGACUUGGAAGAUGGGAUCGAAGCCGAUGACAAUAAUGCAUGCUCGGAGUGGACCGGCGAGGACACGUGCGAGAUGCGACGAUAUCGCGAGCAGCAGAAAACUAAUGAGGCUACUAAGGCUGCGCUAAAGCUUGCACACGCUCAGCAGCGGCAACAAGAGCGCGAGCAGGGCGAGCCGCUCGAAGACGACCUUGGCGAGGCGCCCAUGGACCGCGACAUUAGCCCGUGUCGCAUCGGCAACGAAGGUCAAGCUGCCACUGUUACCGCUGAACGGGGCCGAAUGCUGUCUUCCGCAGCCUAUCGUCAUCGGGACGGAGGGGAUGAGCAAAGAGAGCAGGGCGAAGACGAGUACCCGCUUGUGCGAGAAUGGAUAGAGGGCAACCAUCUGGUGCUGGAGCUGUGCAAAUCGCGACUGGAAGAGCCCAUUGUUGAAGUCAUCCACCUCACCGACGAGGAGAAGGCGGCGAUGAAUGGGCACCAAUCCAAAUCGUUCAAGUGGGUCCGCGACCACGCUUCGGAGCUGAAACUCCUUGUGAAGGAUGAUGUGGCGAGCGAAUGGACGCUCGAGAACGCGCGGCACAAGCUCUUGCAGCAUGGCAUCCCCGGCAAGCUAGCGAAUGCCCAGCCCAUUGUCAGCCAAAGGACAGAACGGGAGGCAUUUAAGCAGACGGCCGAGGGCCAUAUUUCGAGCAAGGAAGCAAUGAAGGAAAUAGAAGGGUGCGAGUCCACGCCGUCCCCGCGCGACUCGCCACGGCAGGGAAACAGCCCGAACCGGAAGAGCCAAGAAGAAACCGCUGCAGAGCGCCAGGCUCGUGCUGACCUGCUUUACGGUGCGCUCAACUGGGCAUCGGAGCAACGUGGCACGGAUAGCGAUCCUUCUUCGACUGCUGAUAAAGGUCGACGCCGCCCAAGCCCUCCACAGUCUCGCUCUUCUGGAAGCAAGUCACUACCGGAUUCCAAUUCGCCCUCACGCAAGAGCACUACAUCCACCUUGCCGCCACGCAAAGACGUUCCGGCAACAACCAACAAAGCAACCUAUCGACCGGUCGGUGCAAGGCGGGAAUCCAUGAGGAAGAAGCUGCUCAGUGGGAAGAUCAGUCUCAGCGGUCGACGCACAAGUUCCGCAGUUGAUGUGGACGACGCUGAUGAAGGCAUUCAGGAGGAAGUUGAAAUGGAAGCGCCGGCCGAAACUCAUCCUACGCCCCAAUCACAUGUCAGAGCCUUGAAGAACUUCCCCCGAAGCGCCAGCCUGGGUGGAUUGGGCUAUAGCGCGCCGGACGAGGAGGCUUCGGGACAAGCAAGCCCUAGUUCUUUACGUGGACAUCAUCGCGCCUCGAGUAUCGUCUGGAUGGACAUCGAAGAUGGACAUGACCGCACGCCCCGUACGCCGUUAGCGUCCGCUUCAAUCAUGCCGCGCAAGCUGCGCUCGCGCACCAAUAGCAACAACAACAGUAACAGCAAUGAUCGUGAUCGCUCCGUGCAGUUUGCAGAAACAAGCAACGAUGACAAUGAAGGCGGCUCGGAGAACGGCCAGACGCCUCGGCACAAAUACCGCGGCCUAGCCGGCUUGAUAUCCUCCUUGCGGUCCGGCGCGACUGCACGCGACUAUGAAGAGCCAUCGGAACCCGAAACGCCGCCCCAGCAAGCAUCCUCCGCGUCUGGUAUAUUGCAGCCGCCACCAGCCAAGAAAUGAAGCCGGUCGCCAGCUCGCCACGAUUUCUUAAAGGCAUCAUAGACUUGCUCGCAUCUGUAUUUGUAGAGAGAAAUCGCAUGUUCCUACGGGCAUCCCGUUUACGCCAGGC